Molecule: messenger RNA, 1580 nt
Organism: Strongylocentrotus purpuratus (purple sea urchin)
Lineage: Eukaryota; Metazoa; Echinodermata; Echinoidea; Camarodonta; Strongylocentrotidae
Product: aqualysin-1
Exons: 9
Coding region: 43-1158 (371 amino acids)
Biological process (GO): proteolysis
Molecular function (GO): serine-type endopeptidase activity
Source: RefSeq, a predicted model, not a curated record
UCGUCACAUCUCUUCAGAAGUAAGACAAACCACUAGACCAAGAUGCAAGCUCUCCUUGUUCUCCUCUUCGCUGCCGUGGCUCAGAGCCGCAUUGCGCCUCUCUACCGAGUUGAGCCCAACAUUCCUGGCCAGUACAUCGUUGUCCUUGAGGAUGGCAUCAAUGCCGGUAGAUUCGCUGCCUCCAUGCAGGGAGGGAUCGUCCGCAAGACCCUCACCGGCCUCAUCAAUGGACUCGUUCUCACCCUCGAUGGCGAUUUGCUUGAACAGGUACGUGGUCUGACUGGUAUCAGUUACGUUGAGGAAGAUGGCCUGGCUACUGUACUUGGUAGCCGAGACGCUGCUAGUUACUAUGGGCUUGAUCGUAUCGAUCAGCGUAAUCUACCUCUUGAUGGCACAAUCAACUUCAGCGGUACGGGUUCAGGGGCAAAUGUUUUCGUCAUCGAUACCGGAAUCACUUACUCGCAUGAGGACUUCAGUAAUAAUCGUGCCAAUCAAUUCUACGAUUACGAAAAUGGAGAUGGUGCUGAUUGUCAUGGUCACGGAACUCACUGUGCCGGAACAGUCGGAGGAACAUAUAGUGGUGUUGCCACUAAUACCAACAUCUACAACGUUCGUGUGAUGUCCUGCACAGGAUCUGGUUCUUAUUCCAACAUCAUAGCUGGUGUGAAUGCUGUGGCGGAAUCCAGCAUGUCCAACAAGAUUGCUUCUAUGUCCAUUGGCGGAGGUUCUUCGUGGUCUCUCAAUAACGCCGUUGCAAAUGCCCAUGAUGCAGGUGUUGUUGUUGUUGCAGCAGCCGGUAACAGCUACGCCGAUGCCUGCAAUUACUCCCCGGCUUCUGCUCCGGAUGCUAUCACGGUUGGUGCGACCGGGAGUACCGACUCAAGACCACUUUUCUCAAACUACGGCUCAUGCGUGGACAUCUUCGCCCCUGGCGUCGGCAUUAACAGCGCUCAAUAUGGUACAUCGAGCAGCUACACACAAAUGAGUGGUACCAGCAUGGCAUGCCCUCACGUUGCGGGCGCCGCCGCCGUCGUUCUCGGAAAUUCUCCCAGUCUCUCUCCGUCCGGAGUGGCAGAUGCGUUGGUCAACGGUGCUACCUCGAACGCAAUCUCUAACCCUGGUACAGGAAGUCCAAACCUUUUGCUGUACGUCGAUUAGACACUUCAGUUAAAUGUUCCAUCUCUUUAAACUAACUCGUCUUUGUGCUUAAUCCAAAACGACCUCAUUCUAUUCUGUUCAACUCUUAGUUGACCGGUCCGGGGGGGGGGGGGGGGGAGCGGGGGGUCCCCAAAAUAAUCGACAUACUAAUACUUGGUACAGUCCUUUGGUAGACCUCGGCAUGAAAGUGAUCGUCAGAGCUAAACAAUAAGCCUCUUUUUUUAGGCGUGGGGAUUAGUGUUUAACCCGAAAAUGACACAUUAUGGGGAUAUCCCGUGUACAAACAGUGAUAGGUGAUGAUAAGAUUGCUCUGUAGCAGAACGAUAUGGUAAUCUAUAUUUUGGGAAGUGAAUAACUUUCGAGGCACCGGUGUAUAAGGAGAUGAUGGACCAAUGAGAAUUAAAAAAAAGCAUUAAUCACAA